AUGGAAAGUACUCUUGCUGUCCAACAAUAUAUACAACAAACAAUAAGACGUGAUUUUAAUAAUGUCGAUGAAAUUUUAACUGCUCCAGAGGGUCAAGAUGAGGUUGUUUGGAAGUAUGAACACUUAAGACAGUUUUGUAUGGAACUAAAUGGUUUGGCUGUGCGUUUGCAAGAGCAGUGUACACCGAAAACUUGUCCUCAAAUGACUGCAACAGAACAAUGGAUAUUUCUUUGUGCUGCGCAUAAAACACCUAAAGAGUGUCCAGCUGUCGAUUAUACUCGGCAUACACUUGACGGUGCUGCUUGCCUAUUGAACAGCAGUAAGUACUUCCCUAGUCGGAUAAGCAUUAAAGUGACUUCAGUUAAUCGUCUGGAUUCUGUAUGUCGUCGGGUGUACAGAAUAUUUUCUCAUGCUUACUACCAUCAUCGAGAGAUAUUUGAUGCCUUUGAAGAAUCAACUGCAUUAUGUCGAAGAUUUACAACAUUUGUGUUAAAAUAUAAUCUAAUGAGCAAGGAUAACCUGAUUGUGCCUAUUGCUGGUGCUGCGGACGGUUCAGUGGUUGAAGCGCAAAUUUAA
Molecule: messenger RNA, 576 nt
Organism: Trichobilharzia regenti
Lineage: Eukaryota; Metazoa; Platyhelminthes; Trematoda; Strigeidida; Schistosomatidae
Source: the annotation of a GenBank genome assembly